CGCUUCCCCGUACAAGGCGACGGCUGUGAAAUCCUUAGUAUCCAGCUGUGGUGUGUAACUCUGGCCCUGUUUCAGUGACUGUGGACAUCAUGGUGUGGGAGGUGGUGACCCCAGCCGUGCUGUCGAGUGACCCCAAAAACCUCAAUGUCCAGGAGCACGAGUCUCAGGCUGAACACACAGGAGUGACGAUGGAUGCAGACGGAGACCAGUCACAUGACCUCCUCUGCUGUGAACACUUCCCCACCUCACCCGGCGUCCCCACCUGUGACAGCUACAUGGAUUAUGAUGAUCUGCCAGAUUUACGGGAGGUUCCGGAGGAGGCGGAGCCGGCAGCACCAACCGUUUACCAGGUGGAGAUAGGUGUGUCUCACCAGGAGACACGCGGAUUCACAGAAGCACACAGUCCACAGCCUCCUGACACACACCGGCUGACACAGCUGGCUCACAUCGCCACUGGGUCUCAGAGCCCACUACUGCAGGAGUCUUCUCACAGCAGCUCCUCUUUAGUCUACAUAUCCAACUCCAGAGGUGAUCUUCAUUCCUAUGCCCGGCCUCCUCCUCCUCCUCCUCCUCCUCUUCUCCCCAACAGCACCUUGUCACCUCCUCGAGGUCAUGGCAGGGAGCGUCGGCGCAGCAGGACGAUAAGUGAAUGUGGCUCUGCGGUGUCCACCAGAUCUUCUCUCUCUGACGAUGAAGACAUGGGCUGGAGCUUCUCCUGGCCCCCCACUGCCUGGCACUGUUUUCUCAAAGGCUCUCAUCUGCGGUUCCACGGUGGCUACAAUGUGGAGUGGCAGGAUGCUGAGGAGUUGGACUCCUAUGAUGAGGAGCAGUCCAGAUCUCUGAAGAGUUAUGGCUCUGAGGGUCUGCAGCUGGUGGAGCACUCAGAGGUCGUGCUGUCUGGUCAGGCUGUCCUACAGCUCACCUUUGACCCUGGCACAUUCGGACACACCCCCGUGACCGCCAGGUGCCAACUGGACCACCCGUUCUACGUGAAAAGCAAAGGAUGGUCGUCCUUCUACCCAAGCUUGACUGUGGUGCAUUAUGGGAUACCGUGCUAUGAAAUAGAAGUAGGGGAUAUGUGCUUGCCUCCAGGACACAGAGAUGCCAAACACACGGACGUCUCACUGGUCUUUGACGCCUUCAGGAGCCAUGACUUCACUCCUCUGGACUCCUCUGCGGUGUAUGUGUUGAGCAGUAUGGCCAGGCGGCGACGUGCCUCCCAGUCCAGCGGAGGAGCCGCUUCUCCGGACAGGGACACGUCACGAGAUGCCAAACAAAAGCCAAACAAGAGUCAGUCCGUCAGUGCACAGGAGGGAGGCAACACCGCCGCCGCCACGGCAGUUAAGUGCAAGCGGCCCAUGAACGCCUUCAUGCUGUUUGCCAAGAAGUUCAGGGUGGAGUACACACAGAGAUAUCCUGGCAAAGACAACAGAGCCAUCAGCGUGCUCCUCGGUGAGCACUGGAAGAAAAUGCGAAGUGAGGAGCGGCGGGUGUUCACCCUAGAGGCCAAAGCUCUCGCAGACGAACAGAAAAGACUCAACCCAGACUGCUGGAAACGCAAACGAACCAACUCUGGUUGUCAGGGAAAUUAAGUCUUCAGAGAUGAAAAGAGGACACACAUUUAAAAACAGACAGAGAGGAGAGAGGCGUUGUGUAUUUCGCUGUCGGGCCCACCUUGAUCUCUCCUGAGUUAAGAUCGUCUUUUUAAGAAUUCUCACGCAAAGUUGACACUUUCACUUUUAAAAAUGUACCGAUUCCUCACUGUGAACAUGCCAAGGUCAUCAAAUUACGACGCAGGUCGUGAGGCUUCUAGUCACGACUGGAACUCCACGAUUGACUUUUACAGCACAUACAUUGACAUUUGGAAAAAGAAAAACAAGAGUGAUCGUUUUCUGCAGGUGGAAGUUCGGGUGCUGUAGUAUUUUAUGUAGAGAAUCUAGCUAUUUUCCCCAAAUUAUAUUUUAUACAUUAUUAAUAUAACAGCAAUAUGUUUUACUGCCGAUAUUACUUGUAUUUGCACUUGGUGUAUUACACUUCAUAUUUAAACUUCACUAUAAAUCCUUGAAUAGGGAGCAAAGGUUUGAUAUCAUUUACCUGGCCUUUUAAUUUAACUUAUUAUUUAUAAUAAUAAUAAUUAUAAUAAUAAUAUUAUUAAAUAAUUCAUGUUCCCUUGAUGCGUUUUACCUUUUAACCAACAUUUAAAAACAUUUUCAGCAGUGUUUGAUCUAGAAUCCCUUUAGUUGCCUACUGUAUAAGGCUUUUAUUUUGAAGGUGUAGCUGGCAGAAUGAUAUUGGAAUGAUGAAUGAUGUGCCAAUAAUAGCAUUUUCCCUGGUUUAGAAGUGUAGGGGCCUUUUAUUUAACUAGCAUGCAUUAUAGCAGGGACAGGGGCGACUUUGAAUGGGCCUUUUUUGAAAUCAUUCAUUUCAUUUACACCUGUGCUUUUCCUAUUGUGACCUGUCAAAAUGGCCGGCAUGGUCAGAAAAGCUGGAUCCCCAGUACAUACAACACAAAGAGAUACAUAAUAUGUUAAUAACAUGUUAGUACUGUUGAUCCUCACACGUCUGUGUGCCAUAAUAAGAACAAUUCCAUAUGUUCUGUCAAAGUAUAAUCCAACCCACAUAAAUGCAAGUGAGAAGUUAUGAGGGUUCUUGUUACUCGCAGCUUUAAUUCACGAGUUUAAAGUCACCACAGUGCGUAACCAUGGUGAACUGUCCACUGUUUUUAAACUUAAUGUGUUCUUAUUUAUUUAUAGUGGGUUUGCGUGGGGAUUUCAAACUAAAAAGUAAACUAUAUAUGUAUAUGUGUAUAUAUAUAUAUACACACACACACACACAUAUAUGUAUAAUAUAGGCAACACUUAUGUUUUUGUCUGAUCUGGGUCACAAAGAGCCCUUCAAAUUAAAUGACUAUACAUGAAGAAAGCUCUGGUGAUUUUUAUUCAAGUAGCGUGACCACAAAGCAAGACCCUGGGCAAAGAAAGCCAACUAUAUAAGUACAAAUAUUAUCUUUGAUUUCAUUGUGGACUUUAUUACCUCAGAUAUUUAAUUAACGCUCCUAAAGCUAUAGGUGAUGGGAGGCUAUAGAAACAUGGUGUGUUUAGGUGAAAGUGCUUCAGUUAGUGAGAUGUUUCUGUGCAGAAAGUGAGGAAAGUUUUUAGUUUUGCUGCUUAAACAUUUUUUGCAAGAACAGCUUAAAUGAAAUAGACAUGAAAAUAUUUCCAGGAUGGGCAGUCAUACUCUCACUGCACAACGAGGUCUAUUCUUAAUGCACUAUAUACACUUUAUCUUAUGUGACUGCUACAGUAUCAUGUGUUACUAUGACAAAUAUUAACAUGACUAUAUAGAGAAAUGCAUAUAUUUUUGGUGUUGACUUAAUCUUUGGAUGUGCAUUGAUUAUUUGACUCUUUUUUUUUUAUUAUUUGUCUUUGCUAUCAAGCCAUGUACAGGUCCAUCAGGGGAGACAAUGCAAUACACAUGUAUUAUAGUAUAAAUAAAAGCAUGUUCAAUCUAUGAA
Molecule: messenger RNA, 3514 nt
Organism: Solea solea (common sole)
Lineage: Eukaryota; Metazoa; Chordata; Actinopteri; Pleuronectiformes; Soleidae
Product: HMG box-containing protein 1-like
Exons: 13
Coding region: 90-1592 (500 amino acids)
Biological process (GO): regulation of transcription by RNA polymerase II
Cellular component (GO): nucleus
Molecular function (GO): DNA-binding transcription factor activity, RNA polymerase II-specific; RNA polymerase II cis-regulatory region sequence-specific DNA binding; RNA binding
Source: RefSeq, a predicted model, not a curated record